UACCAUGAGCCCAUCUCAGAUCAACGAAGAUCAGCACGCCAGGCGCGAGAUCACAGGCCAACGGCCCACCCCUCUCAAGAUCAACAAGGACUCUCACCUCAUCCACAAACCAUCCUCCUCCUCCUCAUCAUCAUCCUCAGCUUCAUCUUCUCUCUCAAACACCGCAACGGCAGCCAAGCAGCAACGCCAUCCUGUCAUCAUCUACACCCACUCGCCAAAGAUCAUCCACACGCAGGCGCGUGACUUCAUGGCCCUGGUGCAGAAACUCACCGGAUUAUCUCAUUCCGACGAAGAAAUCCCUGCACCUGCAGCACAAGGCCCGGAGGUAGGAUCUGCUCCGUCCGAGGUGAACAAUGGUGGGAGGAUGAGCGGCCGUGAUGACGGCGAGUUAUCCUCAAUUGUAACGGAUGAGAUUUGCGGUGUAAGCGAUGUGCAGAUAAGCUCGUCGGUCGCACCUGCUUUCGACCCGCCAAACCCGUUCUUCUCCGAAGUUCCGUUCUUCACACCGAAUUCCUCCGAUUUGUUUUGCUCCUCCAGGCCGAUUUACAGGUACCCAGAUUCAGUGUUCUCUCCUUCAAAUAUGGGGAGCUCAAUCUCGCCAUCGAUGAUGGAGGUUCUGAAAGCAUUUCCAGAAUAUUGAAAUUCAAAUGAGUUUGGCUUUUAUGAGAGAAUUCGAGGGCUAAAUUCUCUAUACAUGUCAGAUUUUGUCAGAUUUUCUUGUUAAUAGAUGGGCUUGUUUCCAUUUUCUUUUU
Magnolia sinica is the source of this 752-nucleotide messenger RNA. RefSeq names its product VQ motif-containing protein 20. The record is from RefSeq and is a predicted model, not a curated record. The transcript has a single exon. Bases 5 to 640 code for a protein of 211 amino acids. Gene Ontology annotation, cellular component: nucleus. Lineage: Eukaryota; Viridiplantae; Streptophyta; Magnoliopsida; Magnoliales; Magnoliaceae.